Pocillopora verrucosa is the source of this 2493-nucleotide messenger RNA. Its product is annotated as arginine--tRNA ligase, cytoplasmic-like. Gene Ontology annotation, cellular component: cytoplasm. Gene Ontology annotation, molecular function: arginine-tRNA ligase activity; ATP binding. The record is from RefSeq and is a predicted model, not a curated record. Lineage: Eukaryota; Metazoa; Cnidaria; Anthozoa; Scleractinia; Pocilloporidae. Gene Ontology annotation, biological process: arginyl-tRNA aminoacylation.
UUCGUCAUGCAAUAAAUGAUUUUUUUUAUUGUUACGCGGAAAUUGUUUCCUUUUAGUUCUCAGAAGGUGAUAUCCAGCGCCUUCUACGCAAGUUUUAAGUUUUCACAAAUCAAAGGUUUUCACGUGUCACGACACCCACGUGUUGCAAACAACAAAAUGGCGGACGGCACUGUUGUUGAAGAAUAUUCCAAACGCGCAAAAAUAGCGGAGGAUGAAAUGUUAAGUCUGAAGAGGAAAAUUGAGGCAUUACAAGAUUGUGUUGCAUCCGACGAUGGAACCAAUGAUAGUGCACGUGAUCCGGAGUUGGAGAAGCUUUUUACUGAGAACAGCAAGCUUAAAUACCAAGUGGAGACCCUCAAGCGUAGCAUUAAGGAAGAGAAAGCCAAUUCCAAGAGGAUCAUGACUAACUGCCAGUUCACACUGAAUGAAAUGUUCAAAAAAGCUAUUGCACAAACAUUUCCUGAACUACCAGAUGCCCCUGUUCUUGUACAGGCCUCUCAGGGUGAAAAGUUUGGAGAUUACCAGUGUAACAGUGCCAUGGCAAUUAACCAGAUACUCAAAAGCAAGGGGAUCAACAGCAACCCUCGUCAAAUUGCUACUUCAAUUGUGGCAAAUGUACCUCAGAAUGAUCUCAUGCAAAAGGUUGAAGUGGCUGGAGCUGGUUUUAUAAACAUAAGUCUCAGUCAUAACUUUGUGUCAUCAAUGCUAAAAGACAUUCUUACAAACGGAGUACAACCUCCUGCUGUUCCAGUCAAGAAGAGAUGUGUCAUUGACUUCUCCUCUCCAAAUAUCGCCAAAGAGAUGCAUGUUGGGCAUCUAAGGUCUACAAUUAUUGGAGAAAGCCUGAGUCGUCUUCUUGAAUUUGUUGGGCAUGAUGUCCUACGCCUUAAUCACGUUGGAGACUGGGGCACUCAGUUUGGGAUGUUGAUUGCUCAUCUCCAGGACAAGUUUCCAAAUUAUCUGCAAGUUUCACCACCCAUUGGUGAUCUGCAGGCUUUCUACAAGGAAUCCAAGAAGAGAUUUGAUGAAGAUGAGGCAUUUAAGAAGGUGGCUUAUCAAAGAGUUGUGGAAUUACAAGGGCGUGAACCAGACGUUACGAAAGCCUGGAAUCUUAUUUGUGAUGAGUCUAGGAAAGAGUUUGACAAUAUUUAUGAGCGACUGGAUGUCACCUUGAUCGAGAGAGGGGAGUCAUUUUAUCAAGAUAUGAUGCCUAAUGUUGUUGCAGAUCUUGAGCGGAAAGGGAAAGUAAUCGAAGACGAAGGCCGUAAAGUCGUUUUUGUUCAGGGAUAUAAGGUACCGCUGACGGUCGUCAAGUCUGACGGUGGAUUCACAUACGAUACAUCUGAUAUGGCGGCCUUGCAGCAGAGAGUGCGUGAUGAGAAUGGCGACUGGCUGAUUUACGUCACUGAUGCUGGCCAGGGAGAUCAUUUUAAACUGAUCUUUGGAGCUUCACGAGAGGCUGGGAUUUAUGAUCCGAAAGUGAUUCGAGUGGAUCAUGUCGGUUUUGGUGUCGUUCUCGGCGAGGACAAAAAGAAAUUCAAAACCCGUUCGGGAGACACAAUUCGUCUCAUUGAUCUGCUUGACGAAGGUCUUAAAAGGUCACUGGAUAAGCUGAAGGACAAGGAACGAGACAAAGUUCUCACCCCAGAAGAGUUGAAGGAUGCCCAAGAAGCCGUUGCCUAUGGCUGUGUAAAAUACGCAGAUCUUUCACAUAACAGGAUCAAUGACUAUGUGUUUUCAUUCGAUAAGAUGUUGGACGACAAAGGAAACACAGCAGUUUAUCUUCUUUACGCGUACACUCGGAUAAGAUCCAUCAUGCGCACGGCCAAUAUUGACCGCAAGAGUCUGGAGUCUUGUUUAAACACCACAGAGAUUUCUCUGGACCAUCCGAAAGAGUGGAAACUGGGCAAGUGUAUCAUUCGCUUUCCCGAGAUCCUUAGCCGCGUUCUAGACGACUUAAUGAUGCAUACGCUGUGCGAAUUCAUGUACGAAAUGGCCACCACUCUUACAGAGUUCUACGACAACUGCUACUGCGUGGAAAAGGACCGGAAAACAGGGGAGGUAAUCAAGGUGGACAUGGGACGCCUGCUUCUUCUCGAGGCCACCGCGCGCGUCAUGGAAACUGCGUUUUACAUUCUGGGAAUUAAACCUGUUACGAAAAUGUAAACAUGCUGUUAGCAAACAACUUGAAUGAAUUCCCGCUUCUAAGAUCACAACAGUGAUAACUCUUAUUCCAAACAUAGUCUAAUCUUUGUAUUUUGAAGGCAAAUGAUCCACUCGUUUUAGGUGGCCAUCUGUGUUGCAGGCGUGGCUUCCCAGUCACUAACGAGAACACUUUUCUGUUUGAAAUAAAAAUAUGGAAUUUGAUGUAGGCCGUAGCAAGAACAUGUUACGAUUUAUCAUCUUUCUUUUAGAAAUCUAAGUUUAACUCUUGAAAUUUUCCUGAGCCUGAGAAUUAAAAUGCUUUGACGGUAUCUCUUGGUCAAAUGUUUU